Molecule: messenger RNA, 3191 nt
Organism: Pseudomyrmex gracilis
Lineage: Eukaryota; Metazoa; Arthropoda; Insecta; Hymenoptera; Formicidae
Product: Golgi membrane protein 1-like
Exons: 5
Coding region: 1315-2091 (258 amino acids)
Source: RefSeq, a predicted model, not a curated record
AAUGCUAAUUCGCGAUCUAAAGAUAUAACCGUUUAAGAAAUUGCGUUUUACAAGAAAUCGCGAUUUGCGAAGCGCUUUCAACACUAUGAGGCGUCUCUGACUCAUACAAAACACGUUAAAUAUCGCAAGAUUAAUGGUAAAAAUAUUACAUUACCGUUCUCCGUGCGUCGGAAGUGUGCAACACACAAAGAACCGUCAUAAUUAGGUCUUCGUGAUAUAUCGCUCUGUGUUACGUAUUGCGCGUCCUAGAAAAUUUAUUUUUUCCAAUAAGUAAAACAUGCACACGUGUGCCCAACGGUAGUAUAUCAAAUGAACUUGAAGUGUGUGCUUCCAUUAAGUUUCCUCUCAUAACAAGACUAGAAUCGAUAAUUUACGGAUUAUAUAUAUGUAUAUCGAUGUAUCGGCAAACAAUGAAAAAUAAGAAUAGGCGUAUUUACAUCUAUGCAAAUUACGCGAGAAGUCAUAUAUUUCUGACAAACGCAAAAAUAGUGAUGACAUAGAUAGAUAGAAAAACGUGAAUUCCGCGCUUUUUAUCAUUAUCGUACGAUCGCAUCGUAUGUAUAUAUGUACACACAGAAAUCCAGAAGUUGCGCUCAACAAUUUAGAGAGAUAAACAGUUUGUAGAAAACAACCUGCCAACAAAGGAAGUAUAAUCUGUCGCAAUAAUCACUUUCAAUAUAACGAAGCCUUGAAAUAAAAUUUAUUUAUUAAAAAUAAGCAAGAGUAAGAGAUAUAGCAUUUUUAUAAAAUACUUAAAAAAUAAAUUUUAAAAUAUGUCGAAAGAUGAGUGUGUGUGUCAUCUGUGAUUCAAUUCGUCAAAAAAAAAAAAAAUUUGUGAGUUUUUGUCGAGAAAGAUAGAAGAGCACGCGUUACUUCUGAAACACCCUAUACACGUUUCCACGAGGGAGCGGGGGAGUCUCUGCAGAACGCUAUUGCUUAUAUCGUAUUGCUGCUGGUUGCCGGCGCCGGCAGUUUGUAAUCGGAGUACGCCCCCCGAACUGCAAGAUUCACACUUUUCCAAUGAUUGUCGCGCGAAAGUAUUCCUGACCUGAGAGAACUCGAAGCGCGGUCAUCGCGUCGCGACGUUAUCGUAUAUAGAAAAUCCUCCACGUUGUCCGGAGACGAUCGGAUUUCCCGAAGCGAGUGGGGUUACGUGCGAUCCGCUCAGCGCGUCUCUCAUGUUCCGCAGAACGGGCGCGUGACACGUAUAUAGAUAUAAAUUUAUUUGUAUUUACACGCGCGAACUGACCGAUAACGUGGCAUAUGUGUUCCAUCCGAGUGACAUAGCUGGCACACAACACGAAGGAACAAGUAAUGGGAAUCGACGGCAUGAGGGUCGGCGGCGGCAGAUGCCCGCCCCUCCUGGUCGGAGGACUUCUGCUGGCGUGUCUGUGGCUCACCUGCAACUGGUGGACUUUGUCUUCCGAGAAUCUGGACCUCGUCAGGCAGAUCGAUGACUUAAACGAGCAGCUUAAGAUCAGUGCCGAAGAGAGAGAUCAGUGCGUAACUCUAAGAGGUAACUUGGAGCAAAGGUAUAAGCAUACAGAAGAUGAGUUGGCUUCUCUUCAUGUUCGUUUGGAUCAACAAAUUGAUCUCAAAAAGAAAAAUGAGGAGCUGGAAGAUUCGGUUACUGUGUGCAAAGGUGAGCUGGAUUCCUUGACAAAAGUAGAUGCCACUAGAAGUGUAACAUUAGAAACAUUGAGAUUAGAAAAGGACACUCUUACUACUCAAUUGAAUGUAAAGCGGGAUGAAAAUAAAAAGCUUCAAGAGGAUAUAGAAAAGCUUAAAGGGGAAGUAGAGGAGCUUAAACUUAGUUGCAAUUCACCACCGGAUAAAAAAGAGACUCCAAAUCUCCGACCACUUGAAACGGGUACGAAACAAAUCAAUGACACGUCGAAUGACGCCGCAGAGCAGGGUAUCCCAGAUGCCGAAGGCUUGGAAGAUCCUGACAAUCGUGCACGUGUAGAUAACAAUGGAGAUGAGAUUCAGAGUACAGACGAGACUAUGCUACUUCCGGAAAAUUAUGAGGAAGAGGGAAAAAUGCAGGAUGCCACAAACAAACCUGAAUAUAAAAAUAAUAAUGUAAUAUAGAGACACAAUAACAGCUUUGCAAUAACUUACAAGUUAUUUAGAUUAAAAUAUUACAGAUAAAAUUAUGUAAGUAAAAUGUUUCACGGAAAAGUCACGGAUCUUUCCGAGUUUGGAAAACAAAGUUUAUAUGUAUUAUGCAGUCAUAAUUCAGAUAUUGAAUAACUGUAUUCUACUCGAUUAUUUGUGAUAGAAAUAUUUUUUAUAUAUAUGUUAUUAAGUGAAAAAAUAUUUUCUAUGUUAUGAGAACAUGAAGCACUAUGCGCAUGUGCCAAAAUAAGUUUAUUGUUUUUGAUACACAUGCAUUUGUGGCCAUAUAAGUGAAAUGAAAUCUCUACGUGAAAACAAACGAAUUAUUGUGAUUAUUGAAAGAUCUGAGAAUGAGAUUUACAUAGAAAUAACUUUUUGUACUGUUAGCAAAUUUUGAAAAUGAAAUUUAUACAAUAAUUUUUUAACGAGCCAUACUUCGUGCCGCUUACAGAAGUGGUAAGCUAUGUAACAAGUAGUUUGAAUAUUUUACACAAGAAUGUAAAAGAAAAAAACAGUCGGAUAAACAAUCUUUAAUUAAAUAAAUAUCUUACUGUCUUCUCUUUUCUUCUUUUAUUACAGACGCUUGAUUUGUAACAAAAAAUACUUAUUUUCAGAUCUCCUCUUGAAUAAAGGUAAGUAAUCGUUCAAGUUUGUAACAAAUUUUGCAGUAACACAGAAAUUACGUUGGCAAGAGUUAUUAUAUUGAUCAAUUUUUUCGCAGCUUAAUUUCUUUUUCAGAUAUUUCUUUUCUCAGUAGCAUAAGAUUAUAUUUUAUUUUAUUGUAAAAUUAUUUUGCAUGUUGGUUAGCUUACAUGAUAAACGGUAUCAAUUUUUUUUCUGUAUAAAACAAUCAUUGUAUCCAAAAUAUAUAGAGUUUACAUAAAAUUUUGUUACAAUAAUUAUCUUAUGUUUGGGCAUUGCAAAAUCUUAAUAAUUUCAUAUGAGAUGCUCUCGCAACAUGCAAGAACAUCUUAUGUGUUCCAAUAUGUUAUCCGACUCUUACUGUUUACGAAGUAAAAAAUCACACGUGUUCUUAUAUUUGAAUUAAAUUAAAAAAAAAAAAAAAAAAAAAA